Vicia villosa (hairy vetch) is the source of this 1145-nucleotide messenger RNA. RefSeq lists its product as uncharacterized. Lineage: Eukaryota; Viridiplantae; Streptophyta; Magnoliopsida; Fabales; Fabaceae. Bases 71 to 1003 code for a protein of 310 amino acids. Gene Ontology annotation, molecular function: thiolester hydrolase activity; palmitoyl hydrolase activity. Gene Ontology annotation, cellular component: intracellular membrane-bounded organelle. The transcript has 12 exons. The record is from RefSeq and is a predicted model, not a curated record.
AGAAUAUAAAUAUAGUUUCUGUUCCGUGCGUUGAUUGGUUCAUCGCUCACUCACUUGGUUUCGUUUGAAAAUGCGCAACCAAGGAGUAGUGGUUGUUGCGCUCUUCCUUCUCGGAUCCAUCGCUCUUACGCAAUCUCUUCCUUUCAUCGUCUUACACGGUAUUGGAGAUCAGUGCAAGAAUGGAGGAGUCACGAACUUUGUGAAGCUUUUAAGUGAUUGGUCUGGUUCUCAAGGAUACUGCAUAGAAAUUGGAAAUGGAAUGUGGACUUCUUGGACCAAGCCCCUAAUAAAACAGACGGCUAUUGCAUGUGAGAAGGUAAAGAAAAUGAGCGAUCUAAAACAAGGUUACAACAUUGUUGGACUUUCUCAGGGCAACGUGAUUGGUAGAGGGCUUAUUGAAUUUUGUGAUGCCGGACCUCCGGUUAAGAAUUUUAUAUCCCUGGGCGGUCCACAUGCUGGCACUGCUUCAAUUCCAUUAUGUGGGUCUGAGAAUGUAUGCACUCUUAUUGACAGUGUAAUAAAAUUUGGGGUCUACAGCAACCUAGUCCAGAAUUCUCUGGCUCCCAGUGGCUAUGUUAAAAUGCCAAUAGAUAUUGCUGGCUACCUUAAGGGGUGUAAGUUCCUUCCAAAGCUUAACAAUGAAAUCAUCAAUAAGAGGAAUUCCACUUACAAGAAACGAUUUUCUAGCUUAGAAAACUUGGUCCUUAUUAUGUUUGACCAUGAUACCAUUCUGAUACCAAAAGAAACAGCAUGGUUUGGUUUUUAUCCAGAUGGGGCCUUACAUUCUGUUUUACAACCGCAGCAGACUAAGUUGUAUACUGAAGAUUGGAUUGGCUUAAGGGCAUUAGAUGAAGCUGGGAAAGUCAAAUUCUUGAACAUGUCAGGCGAUCACCUGGAUAUCUCUCGCAAGGACAUGAAAACUUAUAUUGUCCCAUAUUUGAAGGACAAUAGUUAUGUAGUGCCAUAUUUGAAGGAUCAAAUGCAAGAAUCAUUCCAAUCUUGAUAUGUAGUGCCAUAUUUGAAGGAUCAAAUGCAAGAAUCAUUCCAAUCUUGAAAAACCAUUUGGUCUAAAAUGAAUAUUUAUUACACUCACACUGAUAAUUAUUACUAGAUUUUGCCCUGCGCGAUGCGCGGGAUUUUUUCAA